Messenger RNA from Melanotaenia boesemani (Boeseman's rainbowfish), 1828 nucleotides. RefSeq lists its product as uncharacterized. NCBI's taxonomy places the organism in Eukaryota, Metazoa, Chordata, Actinopteri, Atheriniformes, Melanotaeniidae. Bases 73 to 783 code for a protein of 236 amino acids. The transcript is spliced from 4 exons. The record is from RefSeq and is a predicted model, not a curated record.
UGCCCACCAUAUCCAGCCGGUGAAACAGCUGAAACUUUGGAGCAGAUAAGAGUAAAACUCCUGUCUGAAGUAAUGAUCCGAAAUAAUGAAGACAAAGUAGCUGCCAUGAUGGACAAAACGUUUGCACUAAGACGUCUUGAGGUAGUCCAAGAUGCACCCAUGGUAGCGGAUUUCAAAGCAAGGUGGCCAGGUCUCUUUAAUGUGAGGGAGGUGAAAGCAGAAUUCAAGAGGAUAACCACAGUUGAGCUGCAGUCCAAGUUCUUCUUGCAACUUGAUGCACAUUCUGAAAACUUGAUGAAAGUGUUUGCCAGAAAAGGAGGAGUCCUCGGGAAAAAGAUAAAGGCAGUGAUGCUUCCAAUGACUCGGGCUGACAGCAUUGAUGUCAAAAGAGAAUGCAUCCUCAGAGGCUUGACAGUGUACUUAAAUGAGGAUCCACAAAAAUUUGUGAAGGACUACACGACUGAUGAUCAGUGUAUCGAAAGAGACCUGGCAGAAACGGUCUUUGGGAUCUAUGUGAUUCGACACAAUGGUGCAGACCCUGAUGACGAUCCUGAGGACAUUGGAAUCGUUUUGGAGGGGGUAGAGGUACUGAGUGGUUUGAGAAGUGUCCCAUUCGCAAUGGCAAUGUUUCUCGGACUUGUGUAUUCUCUGAACAUUAGUUACCCUCCAGAAUUAAAAUAUACAUUUGAAGCUGUGCAGAAAAUCAUAAUGGAGAUGGAAGGAAACAAGCUGUCAGCCAAAGUGCAAACUCUCAAAACACUGCUGGCACGUUCAUCAUUCUAAAAACGACAUUUUAGUGGCUGCCCAUACUAUUUCUUACUUACAAAGAUUGUUAGUUUCAUUUGCACUUUAAAGCAGUUUGUAAGAUGUAUUUGAUGUCUUAACUUUAUAACAAUUUUGAAAGCAAAAAGCUUUUAGUGGGCUGAGGAGAUUUAAGAGAAAUAUGGGAACAACAAUGUGACAUACUGAAGAUUGGAUAUCCAAGGACACCUUUUCUUUAUAUUUCAGGAGUUAAAAUAUAUGUUUGAAGCUGUUCAGGAUCUGCAAGGAAACGGGUGGUCAGCCAAACUUUCAAAACACAGCUGGUGUGGACAUUACUUAAAAAAAGGGAGAGCACACAAUUCACAGGCUGCCCAACUUACUGUUAUUUGUCUAUGAAUGUUAAAGAUUCAUGUUGCACUUUUAAAAGUCUGGAUUUUGGAAAAUUGUUGUCUUGCCAGUUUGUAAAAUAUUUCAAAUAAUCUUUUUCAACUUUUUUACACUUUUAUGUCAGUCAAAAGCUUUUAGCAUGCCAAGUAUAUUUGAAAAAAAGAAAUAUGUGAAGACUGGAUAUAAACACACUGUCUUUAUUUCCAGAAUUAAAAUAGAUAUCUGAAGCUGUUCAGAAAAUCAUUUUGUAUCUGCAAGGAAAUGAGUGGUCAAAACACAGCUGGUGUGGACAUUACUUAAAAAAAAAAAAAAAGGGGAGAGCACACAAUUCACAGGCUGACCUACUUACUGAUCUGUAUUUAUGAAUGCUAAAGUUUCAUGUUGCACUUAAAAGCGGUAGCUAAGUCUGGAUUUGGGAGAAUUCUAGCCUCAUCAGUUUAUUAAAGAUUUCAUAUUACAUUUUUCAACUUUUUCACUGUUUCAUCACGUCAGUCAAAAGCUUUUAGUGUGCCAAGCAGAUUUAAAAGAAAUAUGUGAACAGCAAUGUAAAAAACUGAAGACUGCAUAUAUCUUGUUGCAUCUUUUUUCCUCGUUCUGUGAACUGUAAGGAGCGAUGACAUAUUGAGUAAAGUUGCACUUUAGUAUUUUUUUUUUUUUUUUACUCAUAAAAACACAUGGU